AUGACCGCAGAGGAAAGAAAGAAUGACUACGAACUGAGACAACUAGCGCGUGAAAGAAAUAAGGCAAAAGCAGUCGUGAAUGGGUUGUGUACCGUGGGCAACUCAGAAAAGUCUCAGAUCUUCCCCGGAGAAGAUUGGAAAACGCUUGAAUUACUCGAUUCUCACUACUCGGUUAGUAAUGCCAAGCAUCACCUUCAUUCCCAUUCAUCUUGCGAUGCCCCUGACAGCAAGAGGCAAAGUAUCCCUGAAUCUGAUUCUAACCACAUUAUGCUAGGUGCUCCUGUCCUCCUUUUCUGCACUUUACUCAACGCUCAAAGUCUAGUGAACAAACUCAACCACCUCCAGCUGUUUCUUUCGAAAAAUGAACCUGACCUAUUGUUUGUUACGGAGACCUGGUUAACAUGUAAGAUCAAGAAUUCUGAAGUAUCAUCCCUGUUUGUUACGGAGACCUGGUUAACAUUAUCGUCCCGUCUACCGUAUGAUGUAGUACGGUUGGAUAGGAGUGAUAAGAGAGGUGGUGGAGUUUGUUGUGUUAUCAAGAAUACACUUACCUCACGAAUCGUACGUCACGACAUUCGCUCCAAAGCUGAUGUACUGUGCGUUGAUAUACUACCCCACUAUGGUUAUUCCCCCUUCCGAUUUGUUAUAGUGUACCGCCCUCCCGAUUCUCUGAUUAGUGAUGACGAAAAUCUCAUUGAGUUGCUCGCCACCUUUAUAAGUACUGAACGUGAAACUGUGGUACGGGAACCAACCCAUGAAAACCGGAUCCUUGAUCUCAUUCUCACUACUACCCCUUCUAUUACAAACGUGUCACUGAUGCCUCCUUUGUCAAGCUCUGACCAUUGGGUUUUACUCUACCUAUCACUACCCAUGCCGGAUUACCAUAACGUGGACUACGCUUCCGUCGAUAACAGCCUCCAUAACGUAGAUUGGUUCACGGUUUUCAAAGGCUAUGAUUCGAUGUCUGACCUGUAUCGCAAAAUUUGUACAACGACGGCUAGCCAAGCGUGCUUCUAUGAAGAAUCUUCACCAAUAUAUCCGUCACAAAAUGAAUGA
This is a messenger RNA of Cooperia oncophora, 1056 nucleotides long. NCBI's taxonomy places the organism in Eukaryota, Metazoa, Nematoda, Chromadorea, Rhabditida, Trichostrongylidae. The record is from the annotation of a GenBank genome assembly.